CGCGAUCACGGCAGCGCAGGACAGAGGUAGAGAGGCGGAGCUAGAGGGGCGAGGUAGAGGGAGAUCAUCCGGUGGCGCCCAGCAUGGGGGCCGGAGCGCUGCUGAUGCUGCUGGCAGCGGCGGCGGUGGCGGGCAUCACCAGCGCCAACAUCGCCCUCGCCGGCCCAUACGCUUUGAAGGUGGUGGACUUCGGCGCCUGCGACGACGGAGGGGAGUACCCGGGGAUGCUGGUGAACAUUUCGCUGAUCUUCGACGAGGCGGCGAACGAGACGGCGUACUCCGGGGACUUCGUCUACAACUACGACUACUUGGCGGACGACUGCGUGAUGGAGGUCACCGUUUACAAGUGGGGCAGUACUGGUGGAUGGGGUAGAUUUUACAACUUGACCUUCACCAGACCAUUUGACUACUUGGUGACCAACUUCCCGGCCGUGAUGGAGUCUAUCUGGUUUCCGAUGGGGAUCACAAAGAAACCUGUGGCUCCGAAGUCUGCCACUGGUCCUGGAGCAUGUAUAAAAGCUACACAUAGUUUUAUUUAA
Messenger RNA from Schistocerca cancellata (South American locust), 539 nucleotides. RefSeq lists its product as uncharacterized. The record is from RefSeq and is a predicted model, not a curated record. Bases 84 to 539 code for a protein of 151 amino acids. The transcript is spliced from 4 exons. NCBI's taxonomy places the organism in Eukaryota, Metazoa, Arthropoda, Insecta, Orthoptera, Acrididae.